GGGUACAUUUUCAGCCUGAAGAUCAGAAGUUGCAGCUUCCUGCUUCAAGUUUGGCAGAUGUGGGACGCUUUCAGAUACAAAGUCUCACCCGUACACGGUACUGCCCCCUCGGCUACUACUACUACUUGUAUAACACAGCUCAUCAUCACCAUCUCGAGGUAUGUCCUCCAUCACAUGCCAUACCGGCCAAACAUCCCGUGCGGCCAAGCAUUCGAAAGCCGGCCACGACGCUCCGAGUUGAGACGGAAGUGAGAGCCCGUCUGUCUUUCCAACGCCACGGGCUUGGCAAAAGCUUAUGUUGUUUAGUGUGGUUGAAGGACCAUGCAAAAAA
This is a messenger RNA of Canariomyces notabilis, 331 nucleotides long. RefSeq lists its product as uncharacterized. Lineage: Eukaryota; Fungi; Ascomycota; Sordariomycetes; Sordariales; Chaetomiaceae. The transcript is spliced from 2 exons. The record is from RefSeq and is a predicted model, not a curated record. Bases 58 to 252 code for a protein of 64 amino acids.